This is a messenger RNA of Fusarium odoratissimum NRRL 54006, 1617 nucleotides long. RefSeq lists its product as uncharacterized. The transcript has a single exon. Bases 1 to 1617 code for a protein of 538 amino acids. NCBI's taxonomy places the organism in Eukaryota, Fungi, Ascomycota, Sordariomycetes, Hypocreales, Nectriaceae. The record is from RefSeq and is a predicted model, not a curated record.
AUGGCGCCCACAUGCAAUGUCAAGCAGAAGACGAUGACCAGGGCUCAAGUUGGCCAGGUCAUUCGAUCUACGUCCUGCUCAUCCUCCCCAAGCAGUUCAUCUUCUUCGAGUAGCCCGUCCGCACCAGGUAGCCCAUCUUCCUGGAGCGAAUCAGCUGUUUCAAUCGGAAACAAGAGAAGCCCAAUGGCCGCCAACAAUGAACCCCCCAAGAAGCGUUAUAAGCCUCAACCCGACAAAGACUCACAGAUAGUUAAAGCAUCCAACAACAACAAGAUGAUCAUCGAAGCGCCGCUCUUGAAAGAUUUCACUAAGGAGUUUGGAAUUCCCGCGAGUCAAUUCGUCUGGGGACCACGCGAGACAACUCCUGAAGAAGAGUCGUUCGACGAGGAUGAGACGGCGCCCCCUCCCUCUAUCCCCAAUGCCUACCAAAGGGAUCCAGGUUCGCGUCGAGGUAGGGCUCUGGCGGUGCUGACAAAAAACGUUAAUCCCACUCCUGCCCGUUAUCAAAACCGUACUCAACGAGGUCGCCGCGGGGUUCUCCGCAAUUCCCCGGCUCCAGAGCCUCGACCUAGACUCCCUAUCAGGAUCAAGGUCAAAAGUCCCAGACGUCUCAGCUUCAUGGGUCUUCCUGCCGAGGUUCGUGAACAAAUCUAUCGAGGUCUCCUUGUGUCGAACAAGCCUAUUCCUGUUUACAGCAGCUGGAGGCGUGUGUACCAGCGAGAGAAACCUGGCCUUGACAUCAGCAUCCUCAUGGUGAGCAAGAAAGUCUUUGUUGAAGCGAGAGGCGUCAUGUACGGCGAAAAUACCUUUCUCUACCUUCUUCGGGAUGCGCCUACUCAAUAUCACGAGGUGGCCAACAUCCAGGACCUAGUCAAUGACGACAUAUAUGUCCCUGAGCCUGGCAUGAGAGACCAGGAAAACAUCGCCAACAGAGACACCGACCCUCUGGCACUACCAAUCCAUGAGCCUGGGACUAUCGAUACUGCCAAAUACGCGCAGUACUUUCGCUUCAUCACGGUCAAGGCCGAUUCCAGUCGCUCCACUCCGAGCACGAAGGAAUUCAUGGUCGAUGCCAUUAAGAUGUUUGCCAAAACCCCUUAUAAUGCCAACAUCCACACGCUCAAGAUCAUCAUCAGCCCAAGUUUCAAACACGGCAAGUUCACCUUUGUCGAUUUUUUCGAGCCAGCUUCGGAGUUGAUGGUAGCAUUGAAGUCGCUACCUUGUGAGAUCAUACAUGUUCAGAUCUUGAACAAGCUUCUCAACAAUGGUGCUUGGCCCUCCUCAACUGAUCUCAUUCUUCGUGCCCACCAACUGCGAUUUUACAGACAACUCGCGUUGCAGGAGCGUGAGGACAAAAGAAAGGAUGAAGGCGAUGACAGAGACGUCAAAGGCCUGAGUAGUGAUCUUUUCAGGACGGAUGCUAAGAUGAAGAACUUCCGCUUCAACAAGCUUUGUUGGAUCCACCAGAAAAUGGCUCAACUCAGCAAAUUCAUUCUCCAGGCUUGCGAGAAGUGCGCCCAGGACGACGAUGACAAGCAGAGCAACACCGGCGGUGCUCCACCUGGAGCGACUGACGACGAUGAAGACGAUUGGUACAUCUACGAACACGAUGAGUAG